AUUGCCCAAAAGUCGAAGUUAGUUUGUGUCGUGUCGGGGACCCUACGAAUGGGACUGGUCUGAUUUGGGAGUUCGGAAAUUGCCAGCUAGUCGAACUCAACUUAGGCGUGCGUGUUAGGGUUAGGGUUUGUCAUUCGUGUGAUAUCAGGUGAGCGCUCCCUCCAAUCCCGCUCCCGCUCCAGCUCCCUCCGUCGCAGACAACCGUCGGCCUCCCUGUUGCAAAUUUACAAUGGCUGCCUACGGCAUAAUCACGGCCUUCCAAGCGUCUUGGCUAAGAUCCUCUUACUCCGGAGCCCAUCCAUGCAGACUGCCGCCAUCAUCAUCAUCAGUUGGGUUUCUCUCUCUGUCUUCACCAUCAUCAUCAGCUGGUAAAAUUUCGCAGCGCCGGCGCGUGUUGUCUUCGGAGCAGGAGGCCUCCGGAGGAGGAGGUCUGACGUACAAGGAUGCUGGUGUAGAUAUAGAUGCUGGAACGGCGCUUGUUGAUAAAAUUAAAGCCAUGGCUCCUGAAAUUGGAUCCUUUGGGGGUAUUGUCCAUGAUGAGAUACUCGGCGAUGACCUAUGCCUUGUUCACGGGACGGAUGGCGUUGGAACUAAACUUAAGCUUGCAUUUGAGACUGGAAUUCAUGAUACCAUUGGCAUUGAUUUGGUUGCCAUGAAUGUCAAUGAUAUCGUUACUUGUGGGGCGAAGCCAUUAUCUUUCCAGGAUUACUUUGCUACAGGCCGCCUUGAUGUUGAUAUCGCUGUCAAGGUUAUACAAGGUAUUCGCGAUGGUUGCCAACAAUCUGGCUGCAGCUGUAAACUUUCAGGCGGAGAGACUGCAGAGAUGCCGGGUUUUUACAAAGACGGCGAGUAUGACCUGGGCGGCUCUGCUGUUGGAGCUGUGAAAAAGGAUUCGAUCAUUGAUGGGAAAAACAUUGCUCCCGGAGAUGUCAUCAUUGGCCUGCCGUCCAGCGGGGUUCAUUCCAAUGGUUUCUCUCUUGUGAGAAGGGUUCUUGCUGAUACUGGGGUUUCUCUCAAGGACCAACUGCCUGGGGGAGAAGGUGUUACAUUUGGCGAAGCUUUGAUGGUCCCGACUGUGAUAUAUGUUAAUCAGGUCCUUGACUUAAUAAGCAAGGGAGGUGUCAAAGGAGUAGCUCAUAUCACAGGGGGUGGUUUCACAGAAAAUAUACCCCGAGUGUUCCCGAAGGGCCUAGGAGCGGUCAUUUAUAAAGACUCAUGGGAAGUCCCACCAGUUUUCAAAUGGAUCCAGAAGGCUGGAAGAGUAGAAGAGGCUGAGAUGAGACGGACUUUUAACAUGGGAAUUGGAAUGGUUCUUGUUGUGAGUCCGGAGGCAUCCCACAGGAUACUUGAAGAGGAUGGGAAUGGAGCUGCUUAUAAAGUAUACCGCAUCGUUGAGGUUGUAAGCAGUCAUGAAGGAGUGAUUUAUGUAUAGUUGAUUUUAGGUCAAUUUAACUUGUGACUGUAUCAUGAAUGUUAACUUUGUGACUCUAUCUUGGGAUUGACGGACCCCUAUACAAAUUUAAGCAGAGAAUUUAUGGAUUCUAAUAAUGAAUGUUGUUGUUUCCUUGGGCUUUUA
Molecule: messenger RNA, 1576 nt
Organism: Pyrus x bretschneideri (Chinese white pear)
Lineage: Eukaryota; Viridiplantae; Streptophyta; Magnoliopsida; Rosales; Rosaceae
Product: phosphoribosylformylglycinamidine cyclo-ligase, chloroplastic/mitochondrial-like
Exons: 8
Coding region: 230-1432 (400 amino acids)
Biological process (GO): adenine biosynthetic process; 'de novo' IMP biosynthetic process
Cellular component (GO): cytosol
Molecular function (GO): phosphoribosylamine-glycine ligase activity; phosphoribosylformylglycinamidine cyclo-ligase activity
Source: RefSeq, a predicted model, not a curated record